Molecule: messenger RNA, 2335 nt
Organism: Leptonychotes weddellii (Weddell seal)
Lineage: Eukaryota; Metazoa; Chordata; Mammalia; Carnivora; Phocidae
Source: RefSeq, a predicted model, not a curated record
GCUGGGAGGAGGGGGAGCGCCUGCGCUCCCCGGGUCAAGGCGGGGGGUGUGAGGAGUGGGGUGGGGAUGCCUGGGGCUCGGGGAGGGGCGCAGCUCUGUCAGCCGCAGCAGAGCCGCUUGUGAGCUCGGCGCGAGUAGAGUAGAGCCGGAGCCCCCAGUUCUUUGCUAGACCACUUGCUAGCUUUCUCGAUCACUCCCUCCCUUCCUCCCUCCCUUCCUCCCGGCGGCUGCGGCGGCGCUGGGGAAGCAGCGAAGAGGAGUGGCCCUGCCCUGGAAGAAUGCGGCUCUGCCGAGGGGGCAGAACCCGACGCAGUCUCCCCACGGUUUGAGAAGCCCGAGCCCAGGCGACCCAAUCCUGCCGGUGGCGACCCCGCACCAGAGCAGCUGGAGGCCCUGAUCGAUCUGCCCACCGGGGCCUUAGGGCCCGGGCUUCGACAUGCGGGAGGAGCCCCGGCCGCGGCCUCCGCCCUCGGGCUUCGCGGGUCUCCUGUUCCUGGCGUUGUGCAGUCGGGCCCUCAGCAAUGAGAUUCUGGGCCUGAAGCUGCCCGGCGAGCCGCCGCUGACCGCCAACACUGUAUGCUUGACGCUGUCGGGCCUGAGCAAGCGGCAGCUGGGCCUCUGCCUGCGCAGCCCCGACGUGACGGCAUCCGCGCUUCAGGGCCUGCACAUCGCGGUCCACGAGUGUCAGCAUCAGCUGCGCGACCAGCGCUGGAACUGCUCGGCGCUCGAGGGCGGCGGCCGUCUGCCGCACCACAGCGCCAUCCUCAAGCGCGGUUUCCGUGAGAGUGCUUUUUCCUUCUCCAUGCUGGCGGCAGGGGUCAUGCACGCGGUCGCCACGGCCUGCAGCCUGGGCAGGCUAGUGAGCUGCAGCUGCGGCUGGAAGGGCAGCGGUGAGCAGGACCGGCUGAGGGCCAAGCUGCUGCAGCUGCAGGCUCUGUCCCGGGGCAAGAGUUUCCCCCACUCCCUGCCCAGCCCUGGCCCCGGCUCAGGCCCCAGCCCUGGCCCCCAGGACACAUGGGAAUGGGGUGGCUGUAACCAUGACAUGGACUUUGGAGAGAAGUUCUCUCGGGAUUUCUUGGAUUCCAGGGAAGCUCCCCGGGACAUCCAGGCGAGAAUGCGAAUCCACAACAACAGGGUGGGGCGACAGGUGGUAACUGAAAACCUGAAGCGGAAAUGCAAGUGCCACGGCACAUCGGGUAGCUGCCAGUUCAAGACGUGCUGGAGGGCGGCCCCAGACUUCCGGGCAGUGGGGGCAGCGUUGAGGGAGCGGCUGGGCCGGGCCAUCUUCAUCGACACCCACAACCGGAACUCUGGAGCCUUCCAACCCCGCCUGCGUCCCCGCCGCCUCUCGGGAGAGCUGGUUUACUUUGAGAAGUCCCCCGACUUCUGUGAGCGAGACCCUGCGGUGGGCUCCCCCGGCACCCGGGGCCGGGCCUGCAACAAGACCAGCCGUCUGCUGGACGGCUGCGGUAGCUUGUGCUGCGGCCGUGGGCACAACGUGCUCCGGCAGACGCGAGUGGAGCGCUGUCACUGCCGCUUCCACUGGUGCUGCUACGUGCUUUGUGACGAGUGUAAGGUCACCGAGUGGGUCAACGUGUGUAAGUGAGGGGCGGCUUCACCUGGCCCGCGGGGCCGGCGGGGCCGGUGGGGGGCGGGCGCGCCUCCUCGGCCCUUUGCUCUCAUUUCUGUCCAGUGGCGAUCUUGGCUCCUGGCAGCGGCUUUGGGGGCGUGGGGGGUCAGGCUGAGUCCGCGAUGUGCAGCCUUUUCCCCCGCCGUAGGGGGGCCUGGGAGGGAAAGCUGUCACCCCCUCUUCUGCUCUUGAAACACCUGAAAUGAACGAAGGUGACAUGCAUGGUAUUGCCUCCCUGUCCCCGGCCCUGGGGUCCCUUUAGCUCUGGUUCCUACACCUUCUGGCUGGGGUGUCCCUGUAGUUUGACUACUCCUCUCCUUUGAGGGAGAGCCCCAGGCAUUGUGUGGAGCCAUAAGAUCUGUAUCCAGGGAGACCACUCGUUCUUAUCUGCUGUUCCCUAACUCCUCUACAGCAGCCUGGGCUCCUUCUUGUGGGGGACUAGGAGACAGUGGUAGAGAGGUUUUUCUUGGGGAAAGGAAGGGGGCUCUCCCUAGAGUCUUCAGAGAGUUGUUUGUCUAGGCCCUUAGGGAAACUGUCCCCCCCCAUUCAGAUGUUAAAGGAAACCCUCCAAAGGAAGAGUUUUACCUAAGACUCUCUGAGCCUCUUGUUUGUUGUUAGCAGGAGGGAUGGGAAUGAAUAAUUUAUUGUACUGAGACUUGUUCUUGGUUUCUGUUUGUAACUAAAAUAAAUUAAACUACUGGACCA